AUGGCCAACUACGAUGUUGAAUCUACCACUACGCCAGAGUCGAAAGUCAAGCUUGAGGGGGACGAGAACGCAAUCCUUGGGAUGCCAGAAGAAGGCACUAUCAUAGACAGCUACGUCGCGCCUCAAUCCUUGAAAGGCUUUCUCAAGAGCUUGGCCACUGCCGGUGUUGAGCUGCGUGGGCUUGAGCCGGUGCCGCUUCAAGAGAGAACGCAUACUAAGUACUAUAAUAUCUUCACGCUGUUCGGUGGAAGUUUUAUUUCGUUGCUGCCAAUCUCGAUCGGCACAACGCCGACAUUGGUGUUUGGCCUCUCGUUCCGUCAUGCUGCAGCUAUGAUCGUGACAAUGCAGUUUAUUUUCAUUCUGCCUACGCUUUACAUCCUAACCCUUGGUCCGCUGCUGGGCAUGAGACAGUCUGUCCAGUUUCGAUAUGUCUUCGGGAAGUACCCAAAUAUAUUCUUCUGUUUGAUAGUCAUCAUUGAGAUUGGCAUCUUUGGUAUUCUAGCCGCCGUUGGAGGGGCUGAAUGCUUGUCCGCAAUCAGACAAAACACUCUCCCGAUAGAAGGGGCUAUCAGCCUUAUCAUGGCCGCGGCAAUCGUGAUCGGCUUCUUUGGAUACAGAUGCCUUCACCUCGUCUGUCAAUACAUCUGGAUUCCAAAUACGAUUUGCAUCUUGGUCCUAGUCGGAUGCGCCAGUAAAGGUCUGCACAACCAAGUAGUUCCAGAGUCAACAGGUAGUGCGGGUCCAUAUUUGUCAACCCUGGCGAUCUGUGCUGCAAAUAUGGCUACUUGGGGGACGAUCGUCGGCGAUUACUCGUGCUACAUGCCUCCCACCGCCCCAAGGAUGCGGUUGGCGCUGUACUGCUUCUUAGGCUUGUACGUUCCCUUCACUUGUAUGAUGUUGUUUGGCGCUGCCAUUGGUGGUGCGAUACCCGCGAAUGAGACGUGGCUGGUGGCGUAUGGAAAAGGAAGUUUCGGUGCAGUUUGUGCCGAAAUCCUGAUCUCGCGGGUGGGAAACUUCGGCCGCUUCCUCUUGGUCCUUCUGGGUUUCUCGAUCGUCACUACCUCAGCACGAGAUAUGUACAGCAUCUCGAUCUUCGUUGUUGGAGUGGUUCCUUGGUUGCACAGGGUUCCACGCAUUUUCUUGCUGUUGCUGGUUGCCGGGGCCAUGAUCGGAGUUGGAAUUGCAGCUUCUCGCUCCUUCCUGCCCAGUCUGAGCGCCCUGGUCAGCAUUGCAGGCUACAUCACUGGCCCAACGAUCAGCGUAUUCUUGGUGGAGUGGUUCUUGUUCCGCAAAACCAAUCCUGCAAGCAUGGAUCCGGUAAUUUGGAAUAACAGCAAAGCCCUGCCAUCUGGACUCUCGGCACUGAUUGCAUGUACCGUCCCAUGGGUGCUAAUCGUUCUCUCGAUGGCAACAACAUGGUAUGUGGGGCCUAUAGCCAGGAAAGUUGGAGAUCUGGCAUAUGAACUCAGCGCGGCAUCGUCGGUUCUGUUGUAUAUUCCGUUGCGGGCAGCGGAGAUCAAGUAUAGAGGCCGAUUGUAA
Exophiala aquamarina CBS 119918 is the source of this 1539-nucleotide messenger RNA. RefSeq lists its product as uncharacterized. Gene Ontology annotation, cellular component: plasma membrane. Lineage: Eukaryota; Fungi; Ascomycota; Eurotiomycetes; Chaetothyriales; Herpotrichiellaceae. Gene Ontology annotation, molecular function: transmembrane transporter activity. The record is from RefSeq and is a predicted model, not a curated record. Gene Ontology annotation, biological process: transmembrane transport. Bases 1 to 1539 code for a protein of 512 amino acids. The transcript is spliced from 3 exons.